Messenger RNA from Cyprinodon variegatus (sheepshead minnow), 1801 nucleotides. RefSeq names its product bile salt-activated lipase-like. Gene Ontology annotation, molecular function: neurexin family protein binding; signaling receptor activity; triacylglycerol lipase activity. Gene Ontology annotation, biological process: presynaptic membrane assembly; chemical synaptic transmission; postsynaptic membrane assembly. Bases 1 to 1755 code for a protein of 584 amino acids. The record is from RefSeq and is a predicted model, not a curated record. The transcript has 12 exons. Lineage: Eukaryota; Metazoa; Chordata; Actinopteri; Cyprinodontiformes; Cyprinodontidae. Gene Ontology annotation, cellular component: synapse; cell surface; postsynaptic specialization membrane.
AUGACCAGAACUGAACCGAACCCUGGAGACCCGGUUUGGUGGAAGAACCCAGAACCUGCUGCCCUCUGGGUCACAGAGGCAGACUUUGGCAUCAGGAACCUGGGAGCCGGGUCGUGGUUCUUUGGGUCGAUCCGGCUGGGCGUGGUCCGGACCGAGGGCGGCCUGGUGGAGGGCCUCAGCGUUGGUACCGGGCUCUUCAGGACGGUGGAGGAGUUCAAAGGGAUCCCCUUCGCUGACGUCCCUAGAAAAUGGGAGAAACCAGAACCUCAUCCCGGCUGGGACGGGGUCCUGACUGCCACAGAGUACAGGGAUCGCUGCCUGCAGGUGACGUUGCUGCAGACUAAAACCCUCGGCAGCGAGGACUGUCUCUACCUGAACAUCUUUGUUCCACAUGGGAAGUCAGUCUCCUCUGGCCUCCCAGUGAUGGUCUACCUGUUUGGAGGAGCCUUCCUGUUGGGAGCCUCCAACGACGUGGAGGUUCUAGGAGAGUCUCUCUAUGAUGGGAAGGAGCUGGCCGACACGGGAGGGGUCAUUGUUGUCACGGUGAACUACAGAGUCGGUACUCUGGGUUUCCUCAGCAGUGGAGAUGAACGGCUGCCAGGUAACUAUGGCCUCUGGGACCAACAUGCUGCCAUCUCCUGGGUCCGCAGGAACAUCAGGGCAUUUGGGGGCCACCCUGAUAACAUCACCAUCUUCGGCCAAUCGGCUGGAGCCGCCAGCGUCAGCUUCCAGAUGCUGUCUCCUUAUAGUCGGGGGUUAUUCCGCAGGGCCAUCACUCAGUGUGGAGUGGCCCUCAGUCCCUGGGCUCUCCAGAAGAACCCCAUGGCUACCCUCACAAAGAUUGCUCGUAAGGUCAGUUGUUAUCAAACCGAGGAGGACGCCAUGUUGGCUUGCCUGAAGACGGCUGAUCCAGUCAAACUCACCAUGGCAGGAAAAAUUAAUACGCUGAAUCUUUUUGGGAAAGGUCCUGUCUUGGACCUGCUUGAGCUGGCUCCGGUGAUUGACGGAGAUUUCCUCCCUGAUCAUCCCAGCAAGCUCUUUCACCAUGCAGCCCAGUUCGAUUAUCUGGCUGGUGUGAACAGCAUGGAUGGACACAUCUUUGCUGGAAUCGACGUUCCUUCGAUCAACAGCAUGAAGGAGGCCACCACAGCAGAACAGGUGAGAGGUCUUCUGGCUGGUCUGACCAAGGAGAAGGGGGACGCUGCUGUCUCCUCAGCCUUUAAUGUCUACACAGUUCAUUGGGGAUUGGCCCCAGAUCCAGAUAUAGUAAAGAAAACUGUGGCAGACAUCGAGACAGACUUCCUGUUUUUGGUACCAACUCAGAUCGCCCUCCAGCUCCAUGCCAACAACACCAGUGGAGCCCGUACCUACUCCUACCUGUUCAACAUGAAGACCCGGAUCCCGGGAUUCCCACGCUGGGUGGAGGCGGAGCAUGCAGAGGACUUACAGUAUCUGUUUGGAAAACCCUUCUCCAUGCCACUGGUCUACUUUCCUCGACACCGUGACCUGUCAGGCUACAUGAUCGCAUACUGGACCAACUUCGCAAAGACCGGAGAUCCCAGCAGAGGCGACAACAGAGUCCCAGUUUCCUGGCCUCCCUUUUCCAAAUACCACCAACCUUACCUGAUAAUAAACAAUUCAAUGACCAAGUCCUCCGUCAGCUACGACCUUCGAUCCUUCUAUGUGAACUACUGGACGCAGACUUACAGCCAGCUGCCGGCUGCAGGGAGGAUCGAGGAAAAGGAGAGCCUCUGAUGGACUUCAUCUUCAUCCCUGCUGAUAAACUGAUCUUUUGAAUAAU